Molecule: messenger RNA, 1913 nt
Organism: Nanorana parkeri
Lineage: Eukaryota; Metazoa; Chordata; Amphibia; Anura; Dicroglossidae
Gene: ZBTB37
Product: zinc finger and BTB domain containing 37
Exons: 4
Coding region: 112-1668 (518 amino acids)
Biological process (GO): regulation of transcription by RNA polymerase II
Molecular function (GO): DNA-binding transcription factor activity, RNA polymerase II-specific; RNA polymerase II cis-regulatory region sequence-specific DNA binding; protein binding
Source: RefSeq, a predicted model, not a curated record
GGAGAGUGAAGGUAUUUUGACAUAGCACUUCCGGAGCGCUGUGUUCCGGCGGUGGCCCCGUCCCGGCCCGUCCGCGCCCCGGAGGGUUGAGUGUCUACACAAGGGGCAGCCAUGGACAAAGGAGGCAACAUUCAGCUGGAGAUCCCAGAGUUCAGCAACUCUGUCCUGAGUCACCUCAACCAGCUGCGGAUGCAAGGCCGCCUGUGCGACAUUGUGGUCAAUGUGCAGGGCCAGUCCUUUCGGGCACACAAAGUGGUGCUAGCUGCAAGUUCACCCUAUUUUCGAGAUCACAUGUCCCUGAACGAGAUGAACGCCGUGUCUUUAUCGGUUAUCAAGAACCCGGGGGUCUUCGAGCAGCUUCUCACCUUCUGCUACACAGGGCGUAUUUGCCUGCAGCUCGCCGACAUCAUAAGCUAUCUGACCGCCGCCAGCUUCUUGCAAAUGCAGCACGUCAUCGAUAAGUGCACACAGAUCCUCGAAGGCAUCCACUUAAAGAUCAGUUCCCCCGAAUCGGAGGAAGAACUAAGUCAAACCAGGCCCAAACAUCAAGAGAGGGCGCAGGAUUCACACCGCGUCACCCAGAGUUUGACUCGAUCCUUGAGUCCACGGCACAGCACUCCAAGGACCUCAGGGAACCGGAGGGGCCAGGUAAGCACUGUACUAGACAUUAGAGAGCUGAGCCCAGCUGAGGAGUCCACAAGUCCUCAGAUGGUGGAGCAAGGAUCAGAUGUGGAGAGCAGGGAGCCCAUUCUUCGAAUUAACCGAGCAGGACAAUGGUAUGUGGAAACAGGGUCGGCGGACCGAGGAGAGCGGAGUGACGACGAUGUCAGGGUGAUGGGGGCCCUGCGUAUCAAGACGGAGAAUUUGGAUGAGUGGUUGGGUCCAGAAAACCAGCCGUCGGGUGAGGACGGAAGCAGUGCAGAGGAAGUGACUGCAAUGGUCAUCGAUACAACAGGGCACAGUGCUGCCGGACAGGAGAGCUUCAGUUUGGCGUCCUCUGGUUCCAAAGUAUCCAGGCCAACCAGCAGCGAAAUAGACAGAUUCAGCCCAUCUGGCAGUGUGGGCGCCAUGCCAGAGAGGCACAGAGCAAAGAGUGAGUCUCCUCGGCGGUUGGAGGAACCAAAGCAGCACAGCUCCCAGGGGGAAGAAACAGGAGUUAUUGGGGUUAGCGGUUACGUAGAAUAUCUCCGUGAGCAGGAGGUGUCAGAGCGAUGGUUCCGCUAUAACCCAAGACUAACCUGCAUCUACUGCGCCAAAUCUUUCAACCAGAAGGGCAGCCUAGACCGGCACAUGCGGCUCCACAUGGGAAUCACUCCCUUCGUGUGUCGGAUGUGUGGGAAGAAGUACACCCGCAAGGAUCAGCUGGAGUACCAUAUCCGUAAACAUACAGGCAAUAAGCCCUUCCACUGCCACGUGUGUGGGAAAAGUUUCCCUUUCCAGGCCAUCCUCAAUCAGCACUUUCGGAAGAACCACCCUGGUUGUAUUCCUCUCGAGGGUCCUCACAGCAUUUCUCCCGAGACCACCACUGUUGUUACCUCGCGAGGCCCAGCUGGCGAAGAUUCACCUCCUCACGAGGAAGUCGGCGGAGUAGGACCCUCGGCAACAGCUGACGUGACGUACGGCGGGGAGACGGCUCACGGUUCAGUGUCCACCACCGGGCCAGACUAAAACACAAGAGAAUAUAUAUUACAGGAGGACACAAAGAGACUAAUAUCCUCCCCUUUUACCUCAACAGAUUUUAACGACGUUUUCCUUCCCUUCUGCUCCUCUCCAAGUGGAGGUUGGGCCCUCAGAAUGCCGACUCAGAGCAAUCAUGGAAUGAUGGGAAGUUUGAGAAGUUUAUUGCCAAAAUCCAGAAAAGUAACCACGUGUUAGCUUCCGAUGUUCAUCUUUUCUCUUGACUACAGAGAGCG